This is a messenger RNA of Neltuma alba, 807 nucleotides long. Its product is annotated as 2-keto-3-deoxy-L-rhamnonate aldolase-like. The record is from RefSeq and is a predicted model, not a curated record. Gene Ontology annotation, molecular function: aldehyde-lyase activity. Gene Ontology annotation, cellular component: cytoplasm. Bases 1 to 807 code for a protein of 268 amino acids. The transcript has a single exon. NCBI's taxonomy places the organism in Eukaryota, Viridiplantae, Streptophyta, Magnoliopsida, Fabales, Fabaceae.
AUGGCAAGCACCCAGAAGUCCCUCAAGGCUCGCCUGCAAAAUGGCGAAGUCCUGUAUGGGAUCGCCCUCCUUAGCUUCUCACCUACCAUGGCAGAAAUAGCUGCCUUUGCCGGCUAUGACUUCGUCCUCAUUGACAUGGAGCAUGGGUUCGGUGGCAUCGCUGACGCCUUGCCCUGCAUCCACGCCGUUUCCGCCGCCAACACUCCGGUGAUCAUCCGCGUUCCCGAGAACUCACAUGUGUGGGUCAAGAAAGUUCUCGAUCUUGGCCCUCAGGGCAUAGUCUUCCCAUUCAUCAACGACGCCGAUCAGGCCAGAAAGGCCGUAUCGCACUGCCGUUAUCCCACCAAGGGAGUGCGGGGGGUGGCCACUCCCAUUGUUAGGGCGUCCAAGUCCGGCAUCGACGAGCACUACGCGGAGCACUACGAGAAGGACCUGCUUAUUAUGUGCCAGGUAGAGACGGAGGAGUCGGUAAACAACGCGGAGAAGAUCGCGGCUGUGGACGGGGUAGACGCCGUCAUGGUGGGUCCUUAUGACCUGAGCGCCAGCGUCGGGUGCAUGUCCAACCCAAAUGCUCAGAAAGUGAAGGAUCUGCUGAGGAGCAUGGAGAGGACUGUACUGUCCUCUAAGAAAAACGAAAACGGAGGCCCAUUUUUGGCUGCAUUUGCAAUCGGAGCAGAUGGGUCGGAGGACUUCCGAAGGCGAGGGUACCAGUGCAUUCGUGGGGCCUGUGACGUCGUGGCGUUUAAGAAUGCCUGCCUUGCCGACGUGAGGAAGUUUAAGAAGGGCUUGGUCAGCUCCAGUCAUUGA